AAAAUGGAGAAGAAUUACGGAGAUUAUCAGAAAGAUCUGGAAGCGAGUGAUCGUAAGCAGAUCGACUUCCCGAUCUAUGGAUUAGUGAAUCCAAUAAAAACUUACAAUUGCUUCCUUAACAGUGUAAUGCAAGCCUUCUGGAUGAUAGAUACCUUCAGACAUUUCUUUUCAUGGUACUCAUCAAUGAACUCAGCUAAUGAUAACCUGUUUAUACAGGAGCUGAAGUGCUUCUUUAGGGAGAUAUUGAAAACUCCAAAGAAUGAGUUCGAUAACUCACUAAAGUCUUACUAUCUUAAAGACCUCAGAGAACAGCUAUCGAUUCAGGGAGGAAAGCAAACUACCUUUUUAGUCGGUGAGAUGUGAGAUGCUACUGAGGCUUACCAGACAAUUCUGACAAGAGUCUUUGAGAAUCUUAAAAAGGCCCCUGGUGACACAGUCAACUCCUGAGGAAACAUUCUACAAGAGAUCAUCGGGCUCGAUGUUAAGAAGAAGUUUGUCUGCAAGUGUAAGAAAGAGAUACCUAUUCCGGAUACAGAUCAGAACAUGACUCUUCUUUUUGCUGAAACUUUAGAACAACUCUGCGGUUAUAAGCCAGAUGAAGAACUAAGUAUAACUAUCGAUUUAGCUAAAGAGCAGCAUCAAAAAUUGGGAGAAUUCGCUAAGGUUAUCUUAGACAGAGACCAGGUUAGAGCAAAUGAGGAGCACCAAAAGAAAUGUAAGCACUUUGAGGAUGCAGAUCUUAUCAUUACGACUGACAAAGAGCCAGAGAUUAUCUGUAUUGACAUAAAGUACGGUGGGGCUAAUGCAAUGCAAACAUUUGCUGUGAUGAAUCUGAUCCCAAAUGCAAUUAAGAUUAGUGACAUUUACGAGUUCACUGGUGAAGAAGAUCCUUUCUAUAUUUUGAAAGGAGUCAUAAUUUACUGGGGAAGCCAUUACUUUGCUUAUUAUAGAGUCUUUAUUGAUGGAGAAGAAGAGUGGCUCAGAGUUGAUGAUCAGAUGAUCACCAAGAAAGGGGAUUGGGAAAAUAUUGUUACGGAAUGUGUUGCAGGUCCUUGUACACCAACCCUUUUUCUAUAUGAGAAAUAUAAGGAAAGCGUCCUUGUUCCAGAUCUAAAGGAUAUGGAGGUAAAUUUCAAGCUUAAAGACUCAAAACUAGAAGAGUUGAUAGUGACAGCUAGGCAGUCAAAGGUCGAAGGAGUUUACCAAGACUCCAUCAUGAAGCUGAAGAGAAAGGAGAGUGAUAAGAACGAAGGAGAAGAUUCUAAAAUGGAAGAAGAAAAGAAAGGAGACGUAAAUAUGGCUGAUGAUGAACCUGAUAAGAAAGGAAGGAAUACUAUUGACAAGCCUGGCGAAGGAGAUGAUGGAGCUGAACCAGAACCUGAGAUAUUGGUUCCUACUAUUGGAGAGGAUGAGUGGAAUUGUGAAGAAUGCAACACCAUCAAUAAAAACAACAAAGCUAGAUGCAAAGGUUGACAUGCAAAGAACGAAGUUAUUCAGAUGAUGAUUGAUGCGGCAAGAGAAGAAAAGAGAUGGGAAAGAACUUGUGGAAGAUGAGACAACAAAUACAAUUAUAUGAACUUUGACAAAUGCCCGAAAUGAAAAUCUAGUUUGAGAAGAGACCAAGUCCAUUUCUAA
This is a messenger RNA of Moneuplotes crassus, 1635 nucleotides long. NCBI's taxonomy places the organism in Eukaryota, Ciliophora, Spirotrichea, Euplotida, Euplotidae. The record is from the annotation of a GenBank genome assembly.